Messenger RNA from Pollicipes pollicipes, 3030 nucleotides. It is a transcript of the gene Mccc1, whose product is annotated as Methylcrotonoyl-CoA carboxylase 1. Gene Ontology annotation, cellular component: mitochondrion. Gene Ontology annotation, molecular function: methylcrotonoyl-CoA carboxylase activity; ATP binding; metal ion binding. The transcript has 15 exons. The coding region runs from base 156 to 2285 and encodes 709 amino acids. Lineage: Eukaryota; Metazoa; Arthropoda; Thecostraca; Pollicipedomorpha; Pollicipedidae. The record is from RefSeq and is a predicted model, not a curated record.
CGGCGUUUCGCUGUUUCCGAAUAGCGUUGUCGGCCACUAGGAAAAGAACGCUGAUCUGCUGCAAGCUUGGCUGGCCCACAGACAAAGCACAUUCAUCAGUAGCUGGGGUUGGUUUUGGCCAGCUGUUCUUUUGGCACAGUUGCUGAUUGCCUACCAUGUCCAAGUACUUCCAAGGAAACAUCAUGCUGCGUCGUCUCGCUGCCCGCUGCUACCACCAGGGCGGCGCCACCCGCGCCAUCGACAAGGUGCUGAUCGCCAACCGCGGCGAGAUAGCGUGUCGGAUCAUCCGCACGGCGCGCCGCAUGGGCGUGCGCACAGUGGCUGUCUACUCGGAUGCUGACCGGCAGGCUCUGCACGUGGCCAUGGCGGACGAGGCGUACCACAUCGGAGCGGCCGCCUCGCAGCAGUCGUACCUCCGCGCCGACCGGAUCCUGGCGGUGGCGCGGCGCGCCGGUGCGCAUGCGGUGCACCCCGGCUACGGGUUCCUCUCGGAGAACACGGCGUUCGCCGAGGCGUGCCAGGCGGCCGGCGUGGCGUUCGUCGGUCCGCCGGCCACCGCCAUCCGGGACAUGGGUAUCAAGAGCACCUCGAAGAAGAUCAUGUCCGCUGCCGGCGUUCCAGUGAUCGGCGGUUACCAUGGCGACGAUCAGUCAGACGAGAAGCUAUUGCAGGAGGCGGACAAGAUUGGCUUUCCCGUCAUGAUUAAGGCGGUCAUGGGAGGUGGUGGAAAGGGGAUGCGGAUCGCAGCCACCAGGGACGACUUCCACGCUCAGCUGGAGUCGGCCCGGCGCGAGGCGAUGAAGGCCUUCGGUGACCAGGUGAUGCUGAUCGAGAAGUUUGUGGUGGAUCCGCGCCACGUCGAGGUCCAGGUUUUCGGCGACCAGCACGGCAACUACGUGUACCUGCACGAGCGCGACUGCAGCGUGCAGCGGCGACAUCAGAAGAUCAUCGAGGAGGCGCCGGCCCCGGGCCUGUCGGCCGACACGCGCCGCGAGCUCGGCGAGGCGGCCGUGCGCGCCGCUCGCGCCGUCGGCUACGUGGGGGCCGGCACCGUCGAGUUCAUUCUGGACGCCGAGCACCGGUUCUACUUCAUGGAGAUGAACACGCGCCUGCAGGUGGAGCACCCCGUCACCGAGAUGAUCACCGGCACGGACCUGGUGGAGUGGCAGCUGCGGGUGGCGGCCGGCGAGCGGCUGCCGCUGCUGCAGGAGCAGGUGCCCAUGCGCGGCCACUCGUUCGAGGCGCGGGUGUACGCCGAGGACCCGCGCGCGGGCUUCAUGCCAGGAGCCGGCCCGCUGCUGCACCUCAGCGCGCCCCGACCUGGACCGGACGUCCGCGUGGAGACCGGUGUACGUCAGGGCGACGAGGUGUCGUUCCACUACGACCCCAUGAUCGCCAAGCUGGUGGUGUGGGCAGAGGACCGCCAGCUGGCGCUGCGCAAACUCCGGCGGUGCCUCGCCCAGUACGCGAUUGUCGGUCUCAAUACGAAUAUUAACUUCCUUCUGGAGCUGGCGGCCCACCCCGAGUUUGUGGCCGGCAAUGUGGACACGGAGUUCAUACCUCGCCAUCACGAUCAGCUGUUCCCACCGGAAGCCGUCUCCGAUGCGGCGUUGUGUCAGGCGGCGCUGGCGCUACUGCUGGGGGAGCGCCGGCAGAGCCUGCGGGCGGCGCUGGAGUCGCGGGACCCGUUCUCGCCGUACGUCAGCCAGCCGGGGGUGCGGCUGAACCACCGACUGCGCCGCGAGGUGGCGCUGACAGCGCCCGAUGGCACCGCUCACCCGGUCACCGUCCAGAGUGACGUCGACGGACGACACGUGAUGUCGGUGGGAGGACAGGAGUACCAGGUGUCUGGCAGCCUGGCGGAUGUCGACGGUGUUGUGACCUUGACCUCGGACAUCUCGGGAGAGGUCACGCACAUACAAGUUGUGUUGCAGCCGGACGCCGUCCACCUCUUCACCGAGGCGGGCGUGCGCACUCUGCGGCUGCCGGAGCCCAAGUUCCGGCGGGCCGGCGCGGGCGCGGCGGCCGGCGGCGACGCCGUGGCCCCCAUGCCGGGCGUGGUGGAGAAGGUGAUGGUGGCUGACGGGGACCAGGUCAGCGCCGGGGAUCCGCUGGUCGUCAUCAUCGCCAUGAAGAUGGAGUACGUGAUCAAGGCGCCGUCGGCCGGCACCGUGGAGAGUGUGCUUCACCGUGUGGGCGACAGCGUGGCCAGGAACGCGCUGCUCGUCAAGAUGCGCUCGGAGGAGGCGCCCGCGGCCGACGGCACGGCUGACGACUCGGACUAGCUCAGCGACCCUGUUACGUGUUCCAGCUCGGCUGUAGGCCUGACCGGAGACUCGGCCAGGUCACGAGCGCGGCGUGAGGCCCGGGCCAUGUCACGGGCGCGGCCUGAGGCCCGGGCCAGGUCACGGGCGCAGCCCGAGGCCCGGGCCAGGUCACGGGCGCGGCCUGAGGCCCGGGCCAGGUCACGGGCGCGGCCUGAGGCCCUGGCCCGGUGGCCGACUCAGCAUGGUGGCCUGGCCUGGUCCGCCGGCUUGGCCCGGAGCGCGGACUCGACCGCCAGGCUCACGGAUAGAUGGCUUGGCCGAAGGCGAUGUUUCCAGCCGGCCGGGAGACCCGGUCAGCUCCGACUCGGCUUGGGGCCGUGUCUGGGUCGGCGCCGGUGGAAGCCUCCCGGGGACAUACCGCUGCCGUGCACGGGCCCGUGCAGGCCGGGGCGUUGCGACAGCUGGCGCGCGCAGCUGUGACAUUGACAGUGAAUGCAGACGCCGGAACGGCGUAGGUGCGUAGCGAGGGCGCAGUUGUGAAGAAAAAGAAGUGCAUAGGUCGGCGGUGUAGGCGGAUAUGUUGUGUGGUCUUACCUGUGUUAAUGGAUGAUGUGACUUGUUAAGGUGCUGGAUAUAAAGUUAAUUUGGUGCCAGAGAGGCGCCUAGCGUAGCGGUAGGGAGCCUCUGAUUUGAUAGUGUACUGCGUACCAAAGAUAGGCUGAAAAUGUGGAAGUCCGCAAGUGCAAUACAUGGGAGAUGCGUG